CAGCGCACAGAGCACCAGUGAGGAUGGUGGAGAGGCUGGAGCUGUCAGAGCAGCGGUGGAGAGAGAGUCGGCGCAGAAUAUAAAAAAGUUCGUGAAAGUCUGCAGCUGCCUCAAAAGCUCCCCAGCAGCCGCCCGAAGCGACUCCCCCACGACACAGUGACACACACACAAGACACACACUCCGGGUUCAGGAUGAUGACUCUGCUGCUGGGAGCUGCUCUUGGAUUACUGGGGCCCCCCAGGUUGGAUGCGAUGCAAGUCAUAUCUCGCACCUGCAACUACGCAGGCGUGUUUCACAUGGAGGUGGGUGGCCGCUACGCGCUGACCCUGGCGCAGGCGAGGCAGAUGUGCGAGAGCCUGGGCACCGCGCUGGCCUCCCAGGAAGACAUCACCAAGGCCUACGCCAAAGGCCUGGAGACGUGCAGGUACGGCUGGAUCAGCAACGGCAACGCCACCAUCCUCAGGCACACGCACCACCCCAACUGCAGCAACAACCUCACGGGGAUCUUUUACACCACGGAGACGGAGGACGCCACAUAUGACACCUACUGCCACAACGCGUCCGACACGUCGGAGAAGAACUGCGAGAAGAAGGUCGUCCCGGUGCCUUUGGGCUCAGAGAGUCUUCCUGCGAAUGACGAGAACAGCGACUUCGGAGCCAGAGAGCCGGAUCUGGACGAGGGGACCCUGGACGUGGGGACCCUGGACGUGGGGACCCUGGACAAGGGGACCCUGGACGACGCCCCUGUUGUGAUCAAUGCCACCGCAAGACCGGAUUCAACGAAAGACAACGUGACGACCUCUGACCCCGGGGCCCAGGGAACAGAGGACUGGAUCCCUGUCCCCACUGUUGCGGAUGACAGCGCAGAGCGGGAUGAGCGCCUCACCACCACCGUCAGUCACCAGGACGAGAAACCAGAGGUGGACGGGCCGCACCCCACCACUCCCAGCACAGAGGACGUGUUCGGGGACUCCAAUGGCUCCGGGAGCCAGUUGGACACCGUCGAGGAGGAGAGAGAGACCACCGCAGCAUCUCCUACUGACCUGGAUGAUAUAAAGUCCACUAUAGGAAAGUCUGUGAUACCGAAGGGACACGGUCCAGUGAUGGAGCCCACAUCCAAGUUCUCUGGCAAUGCAAAACGCGGGCGGAUGGAGGACGAAAGGGCACAGGUCCCGAAACCGACAUCAUCGCCUAGAUAUAGCAGCGGCGCCCCAGGCUGGCUGAUCAUCCUGACCGUGGUGGUAGCGGUGGCGGUCAUUGUCCUCGUGAUCGCCGCCUUCGUCACGAGGAACAGGUGGUGCGGCAAGCAACAGACGCUCAUGAUCUCCAAGGAGGGAGCCGAAGGCAACGGGGCGACCGGCGGCGCUCGGGCCGAGGAGAGGGAGCAGGAGAUGGUGACGCUCAUGCACAAGGAGACGAUCCAGGAGAAUGGCAACAAAGAGGAGUUCACGUGUGUCGCCUUGGAAGAGCCUCUCGAGAAAGACCAGCUGGCGUGAGCGGGUUGGGGGCGGGGCUUCAGGGGGGCGUGGCCAGCACUUUGGCCUCGAGCUAACAGUAACUUUCACCCGCCUACCCACCCGCGCGGUGACUUGUGUAACGUGUGUCUGUGCUGAUGGUUAGUGCUGGCGGUCCUGGUGUCGACUUUGGGGGGGUGGGGGUGGGCGUGGGGGGGAGGUGCAGGAGGCCCGCGGAAACAAGGAGUUGCGGAGUCCGAGAGUCAUCAGAGCCGACGGUGCCGGAUGAAGCGUCCAAGGGUCCACAUUCCCAGAGGGGCCUUGACUGGAUCCGCUCGGGCCCUUUCUCGAGGCCCUGGAACCAGUCGGGGUAGCGGGGGGGGUGGGGGGGAGGUUUGGGGGCUUUAUAUUGGGUCGACACCCUGCCCAGGGCUGAGGAAUGAAGGAGAACGUGGGCCGCUGUACAUAUAGCUUGCGAAUGCCACGCUCGGACUUAUCUAAUAUGCUGGUGCAGAGCGGAGAACGCGGACCAUCGAGGAGGAAGCGCAGGAUGGCGGCACUCGAACCCGGGAUCCCCGAAGGUCACGGCUCGGUGUUUCCAAGGACACUCCGCUGGCGCGCAUUUCCUUUCCGGCUCCCAUUCCUUCGUCUCUCUUUCGUUUCUACUUUACCUUUCAAUCGCCUCUAUAUCGGGAUAUAUUUUCAAAAUUGCUGAAAAUUAUUGAAUUGUUUUCUUUUGUACCUUCAGGUUUCUUCGUUGGUUUGUUUUUACCCAUGUAUAGUGAAUGUAUUUUCCCUGCCCUUCCUCGUUUAUGUUCAUUCAGAUCCAGUGACCAAUCUGUCGUUGUUUCUUCUUCAUGCUCAGAGCAGUAAUUUAAUUAAAAGCGGAAAAUAAACAGUUGAACCUUGUGAACUGGACCGGAACAAGGAAGCGCACAUGUGAGAGGUGCGUUCAGCCCGACAAAGCUCUGCUCCACACCGAUCGAAGGAACCGGCACGACAAGAGAAGAUGCCAGAUGAGCUGCGCAUCUUCAGACCUCGACUGCGCUCAUAGUGCACGGUCCACCCAAGGUCCGCGGUCGAGGUUCUUUGCUGACGGUUGUAGCACCGAGUCGGCAGUCACACUGGACGGACGGUCAGCAGAACUCAGUUCACUGAGAUGAGUGUUGUUUGGGGGGGGGCCAUCAUGGGGGGGGGGGGUCAAUCGGUACUACUACUUAUGGGAAAAUGACACACUGAUGGAGGCACGGAGUAGCAUCUGAAAUCACUAAAACACACAAAUACAGACAUUUCAGUCAGUCAGAUGAUCGCAUUAGAAUAUCCAAUCAUAUUUAUGACUAAUAAUCAUCAUGAGAACAGGGCUGGUGGCGCAGUGGUAACA
Messenger RNA from Scleropages formosus (Asian bonytongue), 2836 nucleotides. RefSeq names its product CD44 molecule (IN blood group) b (gene cd44b). The record is from RefSeq and is a predicted model, not a curated record. Gene Ontology annotation, biological process: cell adhesion; inflammatory response; positive regulation of ERK1 and ERK2 cascade. Bases 193 to 1497 code for a protein of 434 amino acids. Gene Ontology annotation, molecular function: hyaluronic acid binding; cytokine receptor activity. NCBI's taxonomy places the organism in Eukaryota, Metazoa, Chordata, Actinopteri, Osteoglossiformes, Osteoglossidae. The transcript is spliced from 9 exons. Gene Ontology annotation, cellular component: macrophage migration inhibitory factor receptor complex; plasma membrane; basolateral plasma membrane.